CGGGUGGGAGUUUUUUCCAUUAAAGUUUCGACUGCUCCCUGAGCCCCCAACUAUGUAAAUUGUUAGUGUCAAAUGUCAUUUUGUGUCCUGCUCUGGCUGGGGAGCUGUUUCACCUGCUACUAAUCCAGGAACACACACACACAGACAUGUGCUCCAAGGACCGCUAUUUGCAAUUGAUUUGUCCAGAUCUUCUGCCGGGCAAGUCGCCCAAUUGGUUAACCUACAGUAUGAAUCCCAACUGGUUUCAUCAGGAGGACGUGAUGCGGUCCAUCUACAGCGAAGAGGACCUGCAAUCGGAGUACCAAAUAAUGGGUCUAAUGAUGUCCGUGUCCCGGUCAAGGCGGCUGCCCCCGUCUGUACUCAGACGUGUCGGUGGCAUGGACAACAAAACGCAGCCCGAACCAACCGAUGCCGAUGUGGUCUUUGGCCGCUGCGACAAAUCGACGCCAGAGCCCCACUGUGGCUGGGGCAGAUCACGCAUCGAAUGGCUGUGGCAGCUGGAGCGACAGCAAAAGCUGAAUCAAGCCUGGCUAGAGCCGGUUCUCGGUUCUCUCGACCUGGCCAAGAGUAGAAGCCGCACGAGUACUGACAGCAGUGGCAGGAGCAAAAUCAGGAACAAGAGCAGGCGGCAUCAGGCAUGCUGCUGGUCCUGGCUGCGUCACAGCUGCGGCCUGGGCUUCGAUUCCGACACGGACAGCCUGGACGUGCCCUACUGCCGCCGCGAGACGAGUUCGUGAUUUGUGUUCCAUCUUCAACAGGGAGGAGCAGCAGCAGCAGCAGCAGCCCGUCGACAACUUUUUGGGUCAGCCGUGCAAUCUGAUUUCGAUUUCGAGUGUGUGUGCUGAGACCGCAAUUAAAUUCGUCGUCUCCAGGCA
Molecule: messenger RNA, 875 nt
Organism: Drosophila obscura
Lineage: Eukaryota; Metazoa; Arthropoda; Insecta; Diptera; Drosophilidae
Exons: 1
Coding region: 147-737 (196 amino acids)
Source: RefSeq, a predicted model, not a curated record